AAGAUUACAAUCUCUCUCUAACCACUAAUGCUGUUUCUCUCUUUCACAGAGCCCAUCUAUGUGCCCUUCCUGAUGGUGGGCUCCAUCUUUGUGGCGUUUGUAGUGGUCGGUUCUUUAGUGGCCGUGUACUGCUGCACCUGCCUGCGACCCAAGCAGCCCACACAGCAGCCCAUCCGCUUCUCACUGCGCAGCCAGGGCGAAACCAUCCCCAUGAUCCUCACCACAGCCCCUCCCAGCCUACGCACACCAUCACGCCAGUCCAGCACGGCCACCACCAGCUCCAGCUCAGUGGGUGGAGGCAGCUCAGUCCGGCGAUUCUCCCUGGGCCGGGGUGACGGGCUGGGACAGUGUUCGCAACAGCAGCUCCUGGGUGUGUUUUACAGCUAUAGCCUCAAGCAAACGGGGAAUAUAACCAACAUUGAUUCUUCUAUGGCAUCACUGUGA
Sinocyclocheilus grahami is the source of this 444-nucleotide messenger RNA. RefSeq names its product protein shisa-3 homolog. The coding region runs from base 28 to 444 and encodes 138 amino acids. The record is from RefSeq and is a predicted model, not a curated record. NCBI's taxonomy places the organism in Eukaryota, Metazoa, Chordata, Actinopteri, Cypriniformes, Cyprinidae. The transcript has 2 exons.